CUAUGAGGCCCCUGCCGCCGGUCGGCGAUGUCCGCCUGGAGUUGUCGCCUCCGCCGCCGGUGCCGUUACCGGCUGUGAGCGGGUCUGUGGUCGGCUCGUCCGGGCGUCUCAUGGCCGCUAGCAAAUCUCUGGUGCCCGACCGGCUGCGCCUGCCGCUCUGCUUCCUUGGUGUCUUUGUCUGCUAUUUCUACUAUGGGAUCCUGCAGGAAAAGAUAACAAGAGGAAAAUAUGGGGAGGGAGCCAAACAGGAGACGUUCACCUUUGCCUUAACCCUGGUCUUCAUCCAGUGUGUGAUCAAUGCUGUGUUUGCCAAGAUCUUGAUCCAGUUUUUUGACACUGCCAGGGUGGAUCGUACUCGGAGCUGGCUCUAUGCUGCCUGUUCUUUGUCCUAUUUGGGUGCUAUGGUCUCCAGCAACUCAGCACUACAGUUUGUCAACUACCCAACUCAGGUCCUUGGUAAAUCCUGCAAGCCAAUCCCAGUCAUGCUUCUUGGGGURACCCUCUUGAAGAAGAAGUACCCAUUGGCCAAGUACCUGUGUGUGUUACUAAUUGUGGCUGGAGUGGCUCUUUUCAUGUACAAACCCAAGAAAGUAGUUGGGAUGGAAGAACACACAAUCGGCUAUGGAGAAUUACUUCUGCUAUUGUCUCUGACCCUGGAUGGACUGACAGGUGUUUCCCAGGACCACAUGCGGGCUCAUUACCAAACAGGCUCCAACCACAUGAUGUUGAACAUCAACCUUUGGUCGACAUUGCUGCUAGGAGCUGGAAUCCUGUUCACUGGGGAGCUCUGGGAGUUCUUGAGCUUUGCUGAAAGGUACCCAAUCAUCAUCUAUAAUAUCCUGCUCUUUGGCCUGACCAGUGCCUUGGGUCAGAGCUUCAUCUUCAUGACAGUUGUGUAUUUUGGUCCCCUGACCUGCUCAAUCAUCACGACAACUCGGAAGUUCUUCACUAUUUUGGCCUCUGUGAUCCUCUUUGCCAACCCCAUUAGCCCCAUGCAAUGGGUAGGCACUGUGCUUGUGUUCCUGGGUCUUGGUCUUGAUGCCAAGUUUGGGAAGGGAACAAAGAAGACAACCCACUAGGAAGAGAGAGACUACCUCCACUCCAAGAAUACUUAAGUUAUUAUCUCCAACAGUGACAUCUCCUGGGAAAAUGGACUUAGUAGUGAUAAGGAACUGGGUUCCAGAUUUUGUUGUUUUUUUUUUUGUUUUGUUUUUAAUCAAAGGAAGCAAAAUCACAUACUCUAAAAAAAGCUCUUGGAUUUUCAUAAGAUGAGUGGGCAGUUUCUGUUCUUGAUCAACUGGGGCAUAGUCUAGUACAAUUAAAGAGAGAAGGAAGAGGCAGGGGUCUGCCCGCAUCCCACUCUGCCCCUGGCUGCUCUCUUAGGUGUGGGUGGCAUGGUUGGCCAAGUGAUUCCCCAAGAGUCUGAGCAUGAUAAGGUGGAACCUUGAGAGAUUGUAUGAUUGUAUGGCUGUGCCAAAAGUCUCUGUUCCUACGGGCGAAGCUCUAAAUAUACUAUGACAGGUGGCUGACUGUUACAACUACGGAUGUAGGCAUCACUUCUUAAGUUUGGGUGGGCAAGCAUGUCAUGAAAAACCGAAGGUAUGUUCUCUCCUUAUGAAGUACCUCAAGGUUAGGGUUAAAUGAACCCAGAUUCCCAGAAUUUGCUAGUUUUUCUCUUUUCCCCACUGCCUCUCUCAGCCAAAGCAUGACAGAGAGACCCCAUGCAUGUAUCAUAAACAGCUUUGGAAAGUC
Urocitellus parryii (Arctic ground squirrel) is the source of this 1752-nucleotide messenger RNA. It is a transcript of the gene Slc35b1, whose product is annotated as solute carrier family 35 member B1. Gene Ontology annotation, cellular component: endoplasmic reticulum membrane; Golgi membrane. NCBI's taxonomy places the organism in Eukaryota, Metazoa, Chordata, Mammalia, Rodentia, Sciuridae. Gene Ontology annotation, biological process: UDP-galactose transmembrane transport. Gene Ontology annotation, molecular function: UDP-glucose transmembrane transporter activity; UDP-galactose transmembrane transporter activity. The record is from RefSeq and is a predicted model, not a curated record.